AUGCCAUCCCCUGCAAUGCGCCGGGCGUACUGCAGAUCAUUUGUGCGACGGAUGAGGUCACUACCAUUCCGAUUGAUAUGGAGAAUCCCAGCCUCCAGGACAAGUGGGAGGGCGGAGUGGAAGCGAACGGAGAUAUGCAGCCUGUCCAUGAACUUGCUUUGGUCAAGUCCCAACGGGUCCAUGUAG
Symbiodinium pilosum is the source of this 186-nucleotide messenger RNA. NCBI's taxonomy places the organism in Eukaryota, Dinophyceae, Suessiales, Symbiodiniaceae. The record is from the annotation of a GenBank genome assembly.